This is a messenger RNA of Jaculus jaculus (lesser Egyptian jerboa), 645 nucleotides long. RefSeq names its product transcription factor 23 (gene Tcf23). The record is from RefSeq and is a predicted model, not a curated record. The transcript has 3 exons. Bases 1 to 645 code for a protein of 214 amino acids. Gene Ontology annotation, biological process: regulation of transcription by RNA polymerase II; developmental process. NCBI's taxonomy places the organism in Eukaryota, Metazoa, Chordata, Mammalia, Rodentia, Dipodidae. Gene Ontology annotation, molecular function: protein dimerization activity; DNA-binding transcription factor activity, RNA polymerase II-specific; RNA polymerase II transcription regulatory region sequence-specific DNA binding.
AUGUCACAGAGAGAGGCCAGAGGAAUACCAGUAGUGCCAGGAGUGGGUCAUGGCCAGGCUAAGGCCAAAGCACGGUUGCUGUCAGGCACUGACAGGAAGAGAAGCCACCUCAGCAGGACAAGGCAAGACCUAUGGGAAGACACCAGCUGGAGUGACCAAAGAUGGAGCCAAACUGCCACUGCCACUCGAGGAACCAGAGCUAGGGGACCAGCUUCUGGCAGGAGUGAGGUGAGUCCUGAGAACGCAGCACGAGAGCGGAGCCGAGUGAGAACACUGCGCCAGGCCUUCCUGGCCCUGCAGGCUACUCUGCCCACUGUGCCACCUGACACCAAGCUCUCCAAGUUGGACGUGCUAGUGCUGGCCACCAGCUACAUAGCCCACCUCACCCGCACACUUGGCCAUGAGCCACCUAGCUCUGCCUUACCACCCCUCCUGCGUGGACUCCGAUACUUGCACCCUCUCAAGAAGUGGCCCAUGCGAUCUCGUCUAUAUGCAGGAGGCCUGGGGUGCUCUGAUCUUGACUCCACCACAGCCAUCACUUCCGGUCAAAGAACCAGAGGUGCAGAAGUGGUGCCCCAAGUCUCUGGAGCAGCAGAUGUUCUUCUUCCCACCAAGGCACUCUCUCCAGCUCUUGAUGACAAAUGA